AUGGAGGAAAUUCUCAGCAUUCCAACUCAAGUGAAUUUUGAUGAAUCUAUAGCAAAUUAUGAAAUUCAUAGUCAUCAACCAUAUGCAUCAUCAUCUUUCAACAAUAGUGAUGAAAUUCGGAUAAUAGUUCAAAAUCAAGAUUUAUAUAUUUUACCGAGUAGCAGUUCCUUACAUAUAUUUGGACGCUUGACAAAGAAUGAUGGAAAUACUUUAACAGAAAAUGUUGAUCUCAUUAACAAUGCUAUAGCUUACUUAUUUGAUGAAAUUCGUUAUGAAUUAAAUGGUAUUGAGAUUGAUCGAUGCAAAUAUGUUGGUUAUACUUCAACUAUAAAAAACCUGGUUUCACUAACUCCUUCUCAACUUAUACGUGAUGGAAAUGCAGGUGUGUUUGAAUAUUCUGCUUUGGAUUUAAAAAUGACUUUAGAAAAUGGUUAUUUUAAUGUAACAGUACCACUUAGUAUGCUUUUCGGUUUUGCUGAAGAUUAUAAGAAAAUUGUUAUGAAUGCUAAACAUGAACUCAUUUUGAUAAGAUCACGAAAUGAUUUAAAUGCUGUUAUUCAAACAGGAAAUCUUGACAAUAAUGAAGAAUUUAAAAUUACAAUUAAUAAAAUUGAAUGGUUAGUACCAUAUAUUUUACCAUCUGACAGUAAUAAAAUUAAAUUAUUAAAAUUUAUUGAGAAGGAUCCAUUAAUUUCUAUGAGUUUCCGAUCGUGGGAAAUGUAUGAGUAUCCUUUACUUCCAGAAAGUUCAAGAAUUAUGUGGCAUCUCAAUUAG
Molecule: messenger RNA, 774 nt
Organism: Leptopilina heterotoma
Lineage: Eukaryota; Metazoa; Arthropoda; Insecta; Hymenoptera; Figitidae
Exons: 1
Coding region: 1-774 (257 amino acids)
Source: RefSeq, a predicted model, not a curated record